Messenger RNA from Alnus glutinosa, 1465 nucleotides. RefSeq names its product S-adenosylmethionine carrier 1, chloroplastic/mitochondrial-like. The transcript is spliced from 13 exons. Gene Ontology annotation, cellular component: mitochondrial inner membrane. Gene Ontology annotation, biological process: transmembrane transport. The record is from RefSeq and is a predicted model, not a curated record. NCBI's taxonomy places the organism in Eukaryota, Viridiplantae, Streptophyta, Magnoliopsida, Fagales, Betulaceae. The coding region runs from base 314 to 1216 and encodes 300 amino acids. Gene Ontology annotation, molecular function: S-adenosyl-L-methionine transmembrane transporter activity.
CAGAAUCACCGCUAUUCCGGAGCUUUGGUUCUAAUCACUGAGAUUUAAGUUUAGCAGCUCAAUAUUGGACCUUGAUGAAUCCUCCUCGUGCACUGCAAAUGCGUGCGAAAAGUUCUCCGAAAGACUCAGCUGGAAACCAAACGGUUUAUGCUUGAUUUUUUUAGCAUAGCUUUGAAAUUGUUAGUGGGUUGUUACAGAAGAGCUGAGAAUGACUGUGGUUGGUUUUGAUAGACUAGUUUGAUGAAGGAAUGGGUGCUUAGAUUUUUAUGUUCUAUUUGGUUGGUGAAAAAAUGCAGAUGCAUUAACGGGCAAUAUGUAUAGCUCUCAAAAGGAGUCAGAUAAGAUUGUAUCAGUCAUUGCAGGAGAGAACAAGCAAUCUGAUUUUUUACGUGUUUUCUACGAUGGUAUUAUAGCUGGAGGUGUUGCUGGUGUUAUUGUGGAAACAGCAUUAUAUCCAAUUGAUACCAUAAAAACUCGAUUACAGGCUGCCCAUGGUGGAGGAAAAAUUAUUUUGAAGGGUUUGUAUUCAGGAUUGGCUGGAAACCUUGCUGGUGUCUUACCGGCUUCUGCCAUAUUUGUUGGCGUAUAUGAACCUACAAAGCAGAAAUUGCUGAAGUCCUUCCCUGAAAACCUUAGUGCAUUAGCUCACUUGACUGCAGGUGCAAUUGGAGGUGCUGCUUCUUCUCUUGUCCGUGUGCCAACAGAGGUUGUAAAGCAAAGGAUGCAAACUGGGCAAUUUGCUUCAGCCCCUGAUGCUGUCCGUCUCAUUGUUGCUAAGGAGGGUUUUAAAGGCCUUUAUGUGGGGUAUGGAUCCUUCUUAUUGCGGGAUUUGCCGUUCGAUGCCAUGCAGUUCUGCAUCUAUGAGCAGCUUCGAAUAGGAUAUAGGUUAGCGGCAAGAAGAGAACUGAACGAUCCUGAGAAUGCAAUAAUUGGUGCUUUUGCUGGAGCAAUAACUGGAGCUGUAACUACUCCUCUUGAUGUGAUAAAAACAAGAUUAAUGGUUCAGGGGUCAGCAAACCAGUACAAUGGAAUUUGUGAUUGUGUUAGGACUAUUGUGAAAGAAGAAGGAACUCAUGCUCUUCUGAAGGGUAUUGGGCCAAGAGUACUGUGGAUAGGUCUUGGUGGUUCAAUUUUCUUUGGUGUUCUUGAAAGGACAAAACAAAUGCUUGCCCAGAGGCGGCUGCCUUCUCAAAACCCAAUCUCUUUCAAAGAUUAGCUCUAGCUCACCAUGUUGAAUUCAUUUCCUUCAAAAUUUAUCAUCUUAAAAGCUCUAUUCAUUGCACUUUUCUCCAUGCUUUGCUUCCUAAAUCAGAAAAAGCAUCAGCUAGCUCUCUCUUUAGAUACUGUUUCUGGUGUUUCUAUAUUGAAAUUGCAUCGUCAGAACUUGAAACCAAUUAGAUUAUUGAACCUGUAAUUUUUCUUGUGUUUGAAUUGAAAAUCAGAAAUAAAUAUAGUUGUGAACUGA